Molecule: messenger RNA, 431 nt
Organism: Hermetia illucens (black soldier fly)
Lineage: Eukaryota; Metazoa; Arthropoda; Insecta; Diptera; Stratiomyidae
Exons: 2
Coding region: 95-424 (109 amino acids)
Source: RefSeq, a predicted model, not a curated record
AAAUAUCACGUUGUAUCGAGGCAAAAAUUUCUUUCAAGAAUCUGUAGCCAGAACUCCGCAAGAUUGCAUUCUGCUGAUAAUAUUUCUUCUUAUUAUGAGUGACGUUUUCCAUGCUGCCUUGUCCAGAGGACGUGGAGCAUUUCAAUGGUCCAACUCUCUGCUCUCUCAUCUAGUCAUUGAUCUUGGCCAAAUGGCUUUGAAUUUGAAAGGAGAGACAAGCAGAGUCGGACUAAAAAUAAAAACCAAUAACAUCCAAUUUCCCUCAUCGCAUUCCUCCUAUUAUAUCGAGGGUAUCGAUCAAUUUGUAUAUCUUGUAGCGUUAUUUUCACCGACGACGGCGCCGAGGUUAAUGUCACUCGAUGCAAUGUUAGAUCCCAAUUCGCUGUUUUGCAUAAAAUUUGGAAAUGCAGCAAAUGAAAAGUGACACAAAA